CGCUGACUGUCCUCCCUCUUGUUUAUUCCUGUUGCUACAGUAUUCUUCUUCCCGAAUUAAUCCACUUGCGCACGAUUCGGAUAUUGGGAUCUUGCAACCGAGUGGGAUCUGUUGCAACCACAGCGUUUCUCGUACUUGUCGAAUCUUUGUUUUCUGAUCUUUCCCUUAUCAGGCGUUUUCAGGCCCAAGCCCUUCCGUUUCUACAUCAACCGAUUCUUCCCGGCCCAAUUCUUCCCGUUACCACAGGGUCAUGCAGCCUCUCCCUUGGAUGAACAUUCCAUCCCAGUGAUCUCCACGCAACCUCUUGUGCGCUCGACUUUUGUCGGCUUGCUACUUCGGUCCGGGACGUAGGUAUGCGGCCAAUUGAAGCUGAGCCUCUUUCAUUUCCAUUGGUUAUCGCAUUCUUCUUUUCAGAUCGGCAACCGUGAUGUCAAGCCAUUUAGCAUCUCUCCGACGCACACAGACGGAUUUUCCUGACCAGACAUCGAGCCCACUCCGCCAUGGAUCAACUGCUUCCACAAGCUCAUCCAUCUACACCGUCUCGUCUAGUUCAUUUGCCCCCAGUCGCACGAGCACCGUCUCCUCAGCCGCGUCCAUUGGGUCUGUGCUCGGCCAUAGACGGGGAAAGAGCGAAGUAAACACCACCAUCUCCGAAGAAAUGUCUGGAGGUGCCUCCCAAGGGAAAAGCUGGGCCAAUGCGGGCGCCGCUUAUGAGAAUAUCCGUCGCUCGCUGCGACCACUUUCCCAGGCCCCCAACUCAUCGCCCAACUCAUCUCCCUCGACUACCAAGCCACCCGCCUAUCGCCAUAACCGAAGCCAGACAGUCGACAACCCUCAGUACUGGAAGGAAAACCGUCCGCAGACCCCCGAAUCUCGCCACGCGCAUCACCAGGAAGUUGAGACACCCAAGGAAAAAGCGUCAUACAAUGAUCAGAGUCCCACGAAAGCCAGUUCGCCCCAUAAUUGGUCGCCGCAUGCUGUCUCACCCCACGCAAAAUCGCAAGUGAGAGCGCACCAUGCUCAUAGCUUGUCCAACCCGCCGCCGAUCACUCACACCUUGUCGGCUCCUGAAUUAGAGACAUUUCAAAAAUCGUCGACCGGCCACCUGCGGACCUUAUCAAAGUUUGCAAAGUCCGGAGAGACGGAAGAAUUCGCUCUUGAUAGUUAUGGUGCAUCAGUGGUGGGACUGCAGGGACGACGACGCCUGAAGCGAACUGAUACGGUGACUGGGAAUACUGGUCCCGUAGUAGGACGGAAGAAACCGGCAUCAGCAUGGGCGGCUGGAAGUUGGAUGGACAAACAACGGCAAUUCCUACAGGCGUAUGAGUACCUCUGCCAUAUUGGAGAGGCCAAAGAAUGGAUCGAAGAGGUCAUUCAGAAACAAAUCCCGCCAAUUGUUCAAUUGGAAGAAGCCCUGCGUGACGGAGUCACGCUAGCGGAAGUCGUACAAGCGAUGUACCCAAACCGAACCUUUCGAAUUUUCAGAAAUCCGCGGCUACAGUAUCGCCAUUCAGACAAUAUAGCGUUGUUCUUUCGGUUCUUGGAUGAAGUCGAGCUACCCGAGCUGUUCAGGUUCGAGCUCAUCGACCUCUACGAGAAGAAGAAUCUCCCCAAGGUCAUCCACUGCGUCCACGCACUGUCAUGGUUGAUGUUCAAGAAAGGCCUCGUGGAUUUCCGGAUGGGAAAUCUGGUAGGUCAAUUAGAAUUCGAACAUCAUGAACUUGAGCAAACGCAGAAGGGUCUCGAUAAGGCAGGCGUCAGCAUGCCUAGUUUCUCAGGAAUGGCCGCCAACUUCGGAGCAGAACCAGAGCCCGAACCAGAGCCGGAGCCGGAGUCUGAGGAAGAUCGGAUACAUCGUGAGUUGCACGAGAACGAAGCUUCCAUUGCCGAGUUCCAGGCUCAAAUAAAGGGAGCAAUGUUACGACUGAAGCUCGGCAACUUGAUGAACGAUUUGUGGGACUUUGAGCCUUUCCUGGUUGAGCUUCAGUCGAGGAUACGCGGCGACUGGGCUCGUCAGGUCGUCCAAUACCGACUGGACAUGAAAACAUUCGCCAUAAAUCUGCAAGCAAUCUGUCGAGCCUUUCUGGUCCGAAACCGCCAGAGAGGUGAUAAAGAAAAUUACCAGGCCCAGGAGCUUGAUGUACUGCGGCUGCAGACCCUUAUCCGGGGAGCCAAGGCAAGAGCCCAAGUUAAUCGUGUUCGAACUUGUAUGCGAAAAGAGGAGCCUGGUAUCAAAAUGAUCCAAGCAGCUCUAAGAGGAGCGCUACAACGAAAGACCGUUUACGACCUGUACGAGGAUACAAGAGGUGCGGAGGGAGAAGUUCUAAUGUUGCAGGCUGCCAUUCGGGGUGCUUUGCAGCGCAAGCAGUUCUCGAAGCAAUACGAAGCAACGCAAGCCGCCGAGGCAGACGUGAUAGAAUUUCAAGCCCUUGUCAGAGGUGCUCUGCAGCGCAGUCAUUUCACAAAGCAAUAUGAUGCAGUACAUUCCACCGAGCCGGAUGUCGUCGAGCUCCAAGCCCUUAUACGAGGAGCUCUCCAGCGCAGUCAUUUCACAAAGCAAUAUGAUGCAGUACAUUCCACCGAGCCGGAUGUCGUCGAGCUCCAAGCCCUUAUACGAGGAGCUCUCCAGCGCAGCCAGUUCAUGAAGCAGUACGAAGCAAUACGAUCCGCCGAGUCAGGUGUGAUCGAGCUUCAAGCUCUUAUCAGAGGUGUCUUCGUUCGACAGGAGAUGAGCGCACAGUACGAGAAUAUCGACGAGGCUGGAGUAGGCACUGAACUUCUGCAAGCGCUCAUCCGAGGGAUGAUGGCCCGGAAAAGUAUCCAAGAAACGAAGUCCUCACUUGCCCAGGAAGUUCCAUCAAUCACCUCUAUUCAGGCAGGCGCUCGGGCUUUUGCUAUCAGGAACUUCCAGUUGCAGCAAGCAGAGGCUCUCGCCAAAACAGAAAAGGAGUGCACCUCUCUGCAAGCGAUCAUGCGCGGUAAUGCUGUUAGAGCACACCUUGAAAAUCUUCGACAGGGUUUGAACCAGCAUAUACCGGCAGUCAUCGACCUCCAAAGUAUUUCCCGGGCGAACGCUGUCCGGUCCUUCCUGGACUCGCAACGUGCAUCCCUGAAAGGAGAGGAGGCAUCAAUACUGGCUCUGCAGUCCAUGGCUCGGGGCAUCAUUCUUAGAAAGAAACUGGAUGCCGAUGCGGACGCUCUAGAGCAGGAAGAUCUGGUGAUAACCAACCUCCAGGCUCUUAUCCGCGCGGCAAUCCUCCGGAUUGACGUCGGCGGUAUACUUGAGCAGCUGGAUGAUUGUGAGGAUGAAGUUAGCCAGUUUCAGGCACAAAUAAGAGCCAUGCUUGUUCGGGUCGACGUCGGUCAAACCCUCGCAGACCUGGCUGCCGCCGAAGAUGUCAUUAUGGAUCUUCAGUCGCAAAUCCGUGGACAUCUCGUCCGAUCAAGAUUUGAAGCAAAGCGCCGCCAUUACCGAGAGAAUAUGGACAAGGUAAUCAAAGCGCAAAGCUUUGUACGAGGUCGAAUCCAGGGUCAAGCGUACAAGAGCCUUACAACCGGAAAGAACCCACCGGUAGGAACCGUCAAGGGAUUUGUGCAUCUGCUGAAUGAUAGUGAGUUUGAUUUUGACGAGGAGAUUGAGUUCGAGCGGACAAGAAAGUUGGUUGUUCAACAGGUUCGGCAAAACGAAUUGGCAGAACAGUAUAUCAGUCAGCUUGAUAUCAAGAUUGCUCUCCUUGUCAAGAACAAGAUCACUCUUGAUGAAGUCGUGAAACACCAAAAGCAUUUUGGUGGUCAUGUUGGAAGCCUUUUGCCGAACCGAGAGAUUUCUUCAAAGGACCCAUUCGACCUCAAGGCCUUGAACAAGACGUCAAGAAGAAAGUUGGAGCAGUACCAAGUUUUCUUCUUCCUCCUCCAGACGCAGUCUCAAUACCUAGCGCGGUUGUUCCGACGGCUGCGUGAACUUAAUACGGCAGAGAAGGAGUAUGAGCGGAUAAGACAUCUGAUGAUGGGCCUCUUUGGAUACUCCCAGAAGAGGCGUGAAGAAUACUACCUUAUCAAGCUGCUUGCCCGCUCUGCUAGGGAGGAGAUUGAAAGUUUCGAUUCGCUCCAUGAGUAUCUACGGUGCAGUUCUUUCUGGAAUAAGCUCUUCGCGUCCUAUAUCAAAUCCCCUCGGGACCGAAAGUUUAUGCGCGAUAUCCUGGGUCCCAUCGUGAGGGAAAAUGUGGUUGAGAACCCGGACCUGGAUCUGGAGAGCGACCCCAUGCAGAUCUAUCGCUCGGCUAUCAACAACGAAGAGCUUCGGACCGGCAAGCGAAGCCGGCGCCGACCGGACAUCCCUAGGGAGGAGGCGAUCAAAGACCCAGAAACGAGAGCGACAUUCAUCCAACACCUUCAGGAUCUUCGCGAUAUUGCCGACCAAUUCUUUGCUGCCUUUGAGGAGCUCCUGUACAGGAUGCCUUUUGGAAUCCGAUAUAUCGCGAAACAGAUGUAUGAGAGUCUUCUCCAGCGAUUCCCGAGGGAAAAUCCAGGGUUUAUUCUCCAGACUGCCGGCCACUGGGUGUGGAGGAACUACUUCCAUCCUGCCAUGGUCGAACCAGAAAGGUAUGGGGUCGUGGACCGAGGAUUGACUCAGGAACAAAAGCGAAACCUGUCGGAGAUCUCGAAGGUGAUCGCGCAGGUGGCCUCUGGCAGGCUUUUUGGCUCAGAGAAUGUCUACCUUCAGCCACUAAAUACCUACAUCGGGGACUCCAUCCAACGGCUUGGCCAGAUCUGGGGUGACAUGGUCUCCGUUCAGGACGCAGAAACUUACUUUGACAUUGACGAGUUCAACGAUCUCUAUGCCAAAACGAAGCCUACCUUGUAUAUCAAAAUGUCCGACAUUUUCUCCAUUCAUCAACUCAUCGCCAGCGAAAUCCAUUACAUCUGCCAGAAUCCCGACGAUAUCCUGAAGGAAGUCAUUCGCGACCUGGGUAAUGUCAAAUCCAAUGAGAGCGAGCUGAUGAGCGUCAACUCCUCUGAAAUCAGCCUCACUCUGAAUCCCAAGCUGGCUCAGGUUGAAGACCCGGAAGCAGAUGUGAAAGCACUUUUCAUGGAAACCAAGCGAUGCAUUCUCUACAUUAUUCGGGUCCAAACGGGCGCCAAUCUGUGGGAUAUCAUGGUCAAGUCGCCCACCGAGGAGGAUGAAGCCAAAUGGAUGAUGCUGGUGCGCGACGAGCUGAGCGCAAACAACACCCGGCAAAGUGCAUACUCGGAAUCCAACAACAUGGUUGACCUUGCCUCGAUGAGCUACUCCGAACUGAAGCAGACAGCGCUGGAAAACAUCCUACAACUUGAACAAACUGGCAAGAUCCGCCGUGACAACUACUACCAGGAUCUCCUAAAUGCGAUUGCCAUCGAUAUCCGCACGAAGCAUCGCCGGAGAAUCCAACGAGAGCGGGAGUUGGAUAGUGCUCGGAUGACGCUUACACGUCUCAACGACCAAGCCAUCUGGCUGGAUCAACAGCUCAAGACGUAUAAUGACUACAUUGAGCAGGCCAUGGUGACAUUGCAGAACAAGAAGGGAAAGAAGCGGUUCCUCAUGCCGUUUACCAAGCAAUGGGAUCACCAGCGCGAGCUCCAGAAAUCGGGCAAGGUGUUCAAGUUCGGAUCCUACAAGUACUCGGCGCGCAACCUAGCGGACAAGGGUGUUCUCGUCCACUGGAAGGGCUACACCGAGCGGCAGUGGGACCGGGUCGACCUGACCAUCUCGAGUAAUGAAGUCGGUGUAUUCACCAUCGAUGGAAGCAGCGGCCCGAUGAUGGUCCCCGGCGCCAACGCCCAGGUUCCAUUGGAUGACCUGCUGCAAGCCCAGUUCAACAACAUGCAGUUCCUGGAUUUCUUCGAUGGGCACCUACGGGUCAACGUCAAUCUUUUCUUGCACUUGAUCAUGAGGAAGUUCUAUAAUGAGUGAUGGAGCGGGAUGCAUUCUAUGUGAUGAAGCUUUAUUUUGUUUUGCGUGUUUUGUUUAUGUUUUGCGAUGUGCAUUUUCUCUUGUGAUAUCCCUUUUUCUUUUGUGUCAUGUUGCCGAUGAAAAGGCUCAUCCCGGCUGGGACCCCGAGAUGGCCUGGGGGGAGAUGAGCCAGUGAUUCCCAUAUACUUGAAGUGUCUUUUUUGCGUUACCCCCCUGAUGAUUGAAUGAACUGAAAUAUAUGUAUGUAUGGUACCCCUUAUAUGUGCCUCGCGAGGAAUGAUGAUGAUGCUCUGCGGU
Molecule: messenger RNA, 6247 nt
Organism: Aspergillus sclerotioniger CBS 115572
Lineage: Eukaryota; Fungi; Ascomycota; Eurotiomycetes; Eurotiales; Aspergillaceae
Product: putative Ras GTPase activating protein
Exons: 4
Coding region: 428-5950 (1840 amino acids)
Biological process (GO): regulation of GTPase activity; regulation of actin cytoskeleton organization
Cellular component (GO): cytoplasm
Molecular function (GO): GTPase activator activity; protein binding
Source: RefSeq, a predicted model, not a curated record